Molecule: messenger RNA, 1026 nt
Organism: Cladophialophora psammophila CBS 110553
Lineage: Eukaryota; Fungi; Ascomycota; Eurotiomycetes; Chaetothyriales; Herpotrichiellaceae
Exons: 2
Coding region: 1-1026 (341 amino acids)
Source: RefSeq, a predicted model, not a curated record
AUGGCGAAUUCCACAGAAGCAACAGAAGCUGACCUCUCGGCCUUGUUCGACCGGUACCCAGACAUUAACUUUGACACGACGGGAGAUCUCAUAUUCAGCUCAGGGAUCAGCGAACAUUUCUCGUCCCCGUGUUCGAAUGCUACAGACCACAAUGAUACCCCCGUGUCCAAAGACUCAACGUCCACCGCCCAUACCACUCCUCUUCGACCUAACCUUUGCUCUGCUGAUGCAUUGGACUCUCCGACAUUAGACCUGUUCCUCAAACAACUGACUAAUGCCGAUCUCCCAUUGAUGUGUAAGGAAGCGUUCGAGAGUCUUGCACAAGAAAUAGCGGGACUUGGAUCGUUAUUGGUGCCUACCAAUGGUGAUCAUUAUAAUGGUUACGUCGAUUCCAACAAACUGAAGAUCCUCUCACAGAUUCGGUCGAUGUCAGUUCAGCUUCAACAAUCAGCUGACAAGGUCACUGAACAGAUCAACAACAUCGACUUUGUCAAGACGCGAGCCCCAUUCACCGUCGACCCUUCAAGUCAAGAUCUCUGGUGUACCUAUCGACAACGAGCUAUACUCAUUACAUGGUACACAGCCUUGCCCUGCCGGACAGAGAAGAUGAUAUUGGAAGAUUUGACACACGUGUUUGAUUCUUAUGUCUAUCACCCUUUUCUGCAGCUGCUGGGCAUUGAAGACGUCGAUAUUGAUGUGCAGGAUGCAGUCAAUAGCCUCUAUGACGUUCUGAUGUCGCUGCUUCACAACUACGCCCUGUGGAUGAAUGGGAUGAGGGACAUCCAGGUGAAUCACAUGCGGCCUCUCAUGAGAAGGAUACGGACGUCUCCACGGAUACUAGAGGAAAUUGUCGAAGCAGAGCAUCUCGGUGAGACAGUCAAGGCAUCAAUUGGGAGUCCAGAGGCGCCAGGCAUGCAAGCCGCCGACGAGAGAGUCAUUCAAGAGCUUGGUCUGAGUACCAGUCGACGGAGGGCAGCAAUUCCGGCCCGAGUCAGACAAAGAUAUCGGCGAGAACACACUGUGUAG